AAAGCACAUGUAUCUGUUUUUUCAUAACCUAGAAUUUUUAGUACAAAUUGGUUAAUUUACAAACAGACCGAAAAUGCCUAAAUCGAAGCGAGAUAAGAAAAUAUCUUUGACAAAAACCGAUAAAAAGGGACUUGUGCUGAAACAAAAAAUCGUAGAAGAUGUACGAAAUUGCGUGGAAAAGUACAAAAGCGUGUACGUUUUCACGUAUAGAAACAUGAGAAACGAAACGAUGAAAGCCGUAAGGGAAGAAUGGAAGCCCAGCAGGUUUUUCUUCGGAAAAAACAAAGUUAUAGCUAUAGGUUUAGGUAGAACGAAAGAGGAAGAAGUAGACGAAGACUUACAUAAACUAGCCCGCGUGUUAAAAAACCAAUGUGGACUUUUAUUUACUGAUUGCACAAAGAAAGAAGUGGUAGAUUGGUUUGAGAGUUAUUCAGUAGAGGAAUAUGCAAGGGCGGGUUUUAAAGUAAAUAGCACAAUAACAUUAGACGCCGGUCCGUUGAAACAGUUCUCUCACGCCAUCGAACCUUAUUUGAGAAGCCUCGGAAUGCCCACGAAAUUAGACAAAGGUGUUGUUACGUUGAUAAAGGAAUUCGAAGUGUGCAAGAAGGGUAGCGUUUUAACGCCCGAACAAGCCAAAAUCCUCGAAUUGUUGGAGAACAGACUGGCCAAAUUUAAAUUGAUAUUGAAAGCUAAGUGGACGAAAGGAAAAGGGUUUAAAAAAUUCAAAAUCACCGAAGAUGAGGAAGACGAAAACGACGAGGCGGGAAUGGAAGUGGAAGAAAAUUAAUAUUUGUUUCAAUAUGUACAUUAUUUAGGUUUAUAAAUACAUAAUUUUUUCAAACAGUAGU
This is a messenger RNA of Phyllotreta striolata, 848 nucleotides long. The record is from the annotation of a GenBank genome assembly. Lineage: Eukaryota; Metazoa; Arthropoda; Insecta; Coleoptera; Chrysomelidae.